AAGACCUUGGUAUCAGUGCCUGAAGAUGCUGAGAUGCAACCAGCUUGGAGACAUCUUUAAAGGACUGCACUCUAAAGAGUGUGGUGUGGUCUCCCCCUGGUGGAAAGCAAUUGGAACAAAGGUUUCUUCAUUUUCAAAGUGCAUCUCUCUCAAGUUAAGCCAUGGCUACUGUCAGCACAAUAUCUCCUACUUUCUUUUUCUUUCCGGAAAAUGAAGUUGUGGACCCAGUGAUAGUUCUUCAUUACAAUUACACUGGAAAGCUCAGCCGUGGAAACGAAAAAAAACUGACUAUCAUUGCACUUCUCAUUAUCUGUGGCUUUAUCAUCCUGGAGAACCUAAUGGUGCUGAUUGCCAUCUGGAAGAAUAACAGAUUUCACAACCGCAUGUAUUUUUUUAUUGGCAACCUGGCUCUCUGUGACCUGUUGGCAGGAAUAGUUUACAAAGUGAACAUUCUGAUGUCAGGAAACAAGACCUUGACUUUGUCUUCGAGGGUCUGGUUUGUUCGGGAAGGCAGCAUGUUUGUGGCUCUGGGUGCUUCUACUUUCAGCUUAUUAGCUAUUGCCAUUGAGCGGCAUUUGACCAUGAUCAAAAUGAGGCCAUAUGAUGCAAAUAAAAAGUACAGGGUAUUCCUGCUGAUUGGAACAUGCUGGCUGAUCUCUGUUUCUCUGGGAACUUUGCCCAUCCUUGGCUGGAACUGUAUUGGCAAUUUAAGAGACUGCUCCACCAUUUUACCCCUGUACUCCAAGAAAUAUGUGGCAUUUUGCAUCAUAAUCUUCAUAGCCAUCCUAGUGGCCAUUGUAAUCCUCUAUGCCCGCAUUUACAUCUUGGUGAAAUCAAGCAGUCGGAAUGUCACCAACCACAACAACUCAGAGAGGUCCAUGGCAUUGCUGAGGACUGUUGUGAUUGUUGUUGGGGUUUUCAUUGCCUGCUGGUCUCCCCUGUUCAUUUUGUUGCUGAUUGACGUGGCCUGCAGAGUGAAAGAGUGCUCGAUUUUGUAUCAAGAAGAUGGCUUCAUAGCCUUAGCGGUCCUCAAUUCAGCCAUGAACCCCAUCAUCUAUACGCUGGCCAGCAAAGAAAUGCGCCGGGCUUUCUUCCGCCUGGUGUGUGGCUGCCUGGUGAAGAACAAUGUCUCCAUGUCUUUGCCUGUCCAGCCCACCCCAGAUCAGAGCCGAAGCAAAUCCAGCAGCAGCAACACACCAAAACUGAAUGAUGAGCAUCUGCAAACGAAAGGUUUGUCAUGCAUCGCUGAAAAGAAUACAUCUUCAUUUUAUAAUGGAAAUGUCUGCAAAUGAAGUCUGCUGGCUGGGCGCUUCAAGGAUUCUUUUCCUGUGGCUUUUGGAGAGCCAAAGAGAAAGGUUUUUUUAGUGGCGUUUCCUGCACUUAACUCAUAGGAGGGGAAAACUUGAGAUGGCUACUUAAUUCUAAGUGCCUAUUUUGAGCACUGAGUUUUAGUUCCUGAAAGAGAGAUUCAGGAAAAGUUUGGCUGCCUCUGCAAGUUCUCUUAAGGGUUGUGUAACAAAAAAAGUGCUACACCUGACAUGGGUUUUCAACUGAAAAUGUGUAGUCGCUAGAGACAUGAUGUAGAAAUGGUCCCUGGUUAUUCUAAAGCACUACGUGAAAUCUACUUCAUAUAUUUCAAAAUGCAAAUAUGGAAGUCUUGUCCUUUCAGGACCCCAGCAGAGUAUUUCUCAGCCUACACUCUUCAAAUAUCCCAUUUUUCAGACCUCCACCUAGAUUCAACAUUGAGAAUUUAAGGGUGGGUUUAUUCUCGCUCCAGAUGAUCUUUCAUUUUCUUCCACCAGGCUGGACAAUUUAACAUUAUAUAACUGGUUUCCUCUUCAGCAAUUGGAAUACUUAUAAACAAUCUGUGAUAUCCCAGUUAUUUAGCAAGUAGUGUGGGGAAAGGGCCAAAGAAUCUCAUGGUGACGGCUGUUCAGCCUGCUGUAGAUAGAUACAAAAUACACUUAUAAACUAUUAUUGUUCAUUGACCAUGGGAGACAUUCAGCAAGACUAUUCAACCUCUAUGCUGCAAUUUAAGGUGGACAACAUAGGGAUAUUCUAUCCACACUGCACUGUUAUUGAUUUUCUGUUAAGAUAUUCACAAAUAUUUAUUCACAGAUUGUGAGAUUUGUUAGAUCAACAAAUCAAUGCUCAGGCUAGAAUGUGGUGGUCACUCUGCCAGGCCUGAUAAACAGUCAAAGUCAAUAGGAAGGCAUAGCAUUGGCUGUGUUGACAUACACCAAUCAAGGCAACCUAG
This is a messenger RNA of Candoia aspera, 2257 nucleotides long. RefSeq names its product sphingosine-1-phosphate receptor 3 (gene S1PR3). Bases 162 to 1292 code for a protein of 376 amino acids. Gene Ontology annotation, molecular function: sphingosine-1-phosphate receptor activity. Gene Ontology annotation, biological process: adenylate cyclase-activating G protein-coupled receptor signaling pathway; regulation of metabolic process. The transcript has a single exon. The record is from RefSeq and is a predicted model, not a curated record. Lineage: Eukaryota; Metazoa; Chordata; Lepidosauria; Squamata; Candoiidae. Gene Ontology annotation, cellular component: plasma membrane; cytoplasm.